AUGAAGCAUAUAUCCAUUGACCCGCGUCGGAACAUCCCUCCCGUCCGAGAUCUCGCCUCGUCCUCGCUCCCCGCGAGCUUACCAGAAGCAACGAGCACGAAGACGCAUCCCUCGCACGCCGGAGGAGAGAAUGCCUCGAUCUAUUUCAUCGGCACAGCCACGACGAUCCUGGAAUGGGAGGGCAUGAGGGUGAUGACGGAUCCCAACUUCCUCCACGCUGGAGACCACGUCCACCUCGGCCCGGGCGUCACCGCGACGCGGCAGACGAAUCCGGCCGUCGACCUGCACGAACUGCCUCGCAUCGAUCUCGUCCUGCUGUCUCAUUACCACGAAGACCAUUUCGACCGCAAAGUCGAAGAAUCCCUCCGUCGCGACCUCCCCAUCAUCACCACGAGCCAUGCCAAAGCCGCGCUGACGGCUAAGGGCUCGGACUCCUUCCAGCAGGUGUACGACCUCGAGCCCUUUGAGCAGAUGCUGGUGAGCGUCAAGUGCGACAGCGCGCAGACCAGACAGCCGCGCAUGCGAGUCACGGGCACGCCGGGGAAACACAUACCGACCAACAAGGUGGUGGAGAAGUUGAAUCAGUUUGCGGCGGCGAGAAUGAAGAUCCCACCCACCAAUGGAUGGAUGGUGGAAUUAGGCUACGGCAGCACCGGGACCCUACAGACGGACUUCGACGUGGGGUAUCGCAUCUACAUCUCCGGCGAUACGUUGAUGGUCGACGACCUCAAGGAGAUCCCGCGGCGGUUCGCAGGCCAGAAGCUCGAUUUGAUGCUCAUCCAUCUCGGGGGUACGACGGUGCCUCAUCCGAACAUGUGGCCGCUGACGAUGAUGGUGACCAUGGACGCGAAGCAGGGCGUGGAGCUGGUCCGGCUCAUCAGGCCCGAUCUGACGAUUCCCAUCCACUAUGAUGACUACAACGUGUUUGCGAGCCGCUGGAGGAUUUCAAGCAGGAGAUGCAGAAGGCGGGCCUGGGGGGGAAUGUGGUGUAUCUCGACCGCAAGGAAGCCUACCAUUUCCGAGUGA
This is a messenger RNA of Aspergillus clavatus NRRL 1, 1026 nucleotides long. RefSeq names its product MBL fold metallo-hydrolase. NCBI's taxonomy places the organism in Eukaryota, Fungi, Ascomycota, Eurotiomycetes, Eurotiales, Aspergillaceae. The record is from RefSeq and is a predicted model, not a curated record. The transcript has 5 exons. Bases 1 to 1026 code for a protein of 341 amino acids.